Molecule: messenger RNA, 2855 nt
Organism: Punica granatum (pomegranate)
Lineage: Eukaryota; Viridiplantae; Streptophyta; Magnoliopsida; Myrtales; Lythraceae
Source: RefSeq, a predicted model, not a curated record
AUAUAUUAUUUAAUGGGCCUAUUAAUUCUUUUUAGGCCCACCUUGCAGAAUUUUCGAGGCCCAGCCCAACCCUUCAUCCACCUGCUUUUCGUCUCUGCCGAUUGAAGUUCCCCCUUCCUACCGCCUGAGCCAUCAUUGCUUCAAAGUUCCAAAGCUUUCCGUCUUCUCUCACUCUCGUCUACCUCCGGCCAUCUGCAACUGAAGCUUCUUCCGCUUCGGCAGCAGUCCCUGUUCACUUCCCACCUGAAGUCAAAGAGGUGACAGUCUUUAAUUCGUAUGUUUAUAAUUCUCGAGCCUCUUCUUGCUGGAGCAAUUGGCGAGUGGGUUGAUUGAUUGAUUUCCGAUUAGCUGUCCCUCCCAAGCAGGAGAAAAGCUUGAAUUUUUCAGCUGGGGACAGAUUUGUAUCCCCGAUGGGUCUAGACGAAUAGGCCUUCUGGGCUCGAGGGAUUGUAAGGACCUCCCAUAUCUCAACUGCCUCCAUUGUCUAUAUAGUUGGGUUUGAUGCAAAUCUGAGUUGUGGCAAAUGCUAAAGCUUACUGGGUCAUAGAGUAUGGAGUGAAAGGUGGUAUCCUGGUUGAGGGAUUUCGAUUGCAUUUUGGCUGCUCAUUGAGGAAAGAUGAUGUAUUUUGUGCCGAGGCACUUAAAGCUGCUGUUAUCAAGCAAAGAAAUGGCUCGUCGAUCACUUGUUCGUUUUUCUGGAAUUUCGAUAGUGACCUCUAGUUCCUUAAUGUAUUCACAGAAGUCUCUGCUGUGGUUCUAUUCUUCAAAACCGAACCAUCAUGAGUAUCAGCAGGGAAACCGUGAUCAAGAUUUGUAUAGCUUGAGCUUGUCAAUAGGGUCCCCAGCUCGGGUCCAAAAGCUUAUAGCUUCUCAAUCAGACCCUCUCCUUGCAAAAGAGAUCUUUGACAUUGCGUCCCGUGUGGCAAACUUCCGUGUCUCAUACUCGUCCUACCACAUUCUCAUUAUCAAACUUGCCCGGUCAAAGCACUUCUCCCUCGUUGAAGAUCUUCUUGUCCGCCUGAAAUCAGAACCGUAUGCUGUUUCCACUUCGCUCUUCUCCGGCCUCAUCAAGGUCUAUGAGGAAGCUGACAUGCCCGAGAAAGCCCUCAAGACCUUCUACACGAUGCUUGAAUUCAAAUGUCAGCCCCUGCCCAAACACUUGAACCGCAUCCUUGAAGUACUUGUUUCUCAUAGGAACUAUGUCCGUCCAGCAUUCGAUCUUUUCAAGAAUGCUCACAGACACAGAGUCUCGCCCAACACUACAUCUUACAACAUCCUGAUGCGAGCUUUCUGUUUGAAUGAUAAUCUUAGUAUCGCUUACUCGUUGUUCAACCAGAUGUUCAAAAGGGAUGUUCUCCCAGACAUAGAAUCGUAUAGGAUUCUGAUGCAGGGACUGUGCAGGAAGAGUCAGGUGAAUCGGGCAGUUGACCUGUUGGAAGAUAUGUUGAAUAAGGGCUUUGUUCCAGAUGCCCUGAGCUAUACCACUCUAUUGAAUGCUUUGUGCAGGAAAAAUAAGCUAAGAGAGGCAUAUAAGCUUCUUUGUAGGAUGAAAGUUAAGGGUUGUAAUCCCGAUAUCCUUCAUUAUAAUACUGUUAUACUUGGGUUCUGUAGGGAAGGUUGUGCAGCUGAUGCUUGUAAGAUUCUUAUGGACAUGCCUUCAAAUGGGUGCUUGCCCAAUUUGGUUUCUUACCGCACUUUGGUGGGCGGGUUGUGUGAUCAGGGAUUGUUUGAUGAUGCGAAGAAUUAUAUACAGGAAAUGAUAUCGAAGGGCUUUUCUCCACACUUCUCGAUCUCCCAUGCCUUAAUAAAUGGCUUCUGCAAUGUUGGGAAGAUCAAGGAAGCGUGUGAAGUUGUAGAGCAGCUGCUGGAGCAUGGGGACGCUCCGCACUUGGACUCCUGGGCAGUUGUUUUGCCUAUGAUAUGUGAGGAGAAUGAUAAGUCAAGGAUAGAGAGUUCGUUCAAAGAGAUUCUGCGGGUGGAGAUAACCCCUAAUACGAGGUUAAUCCAUGCAGCUGCUGGCUUGGAGGAGUACGUGAUUAGGAAGGCCGAAGCUAAAUCAAGGAGACCUUGACUGUUCUUCAUAAUUGAUUGAUUACUGUGGUAGUUUGAUCAGGUGGAAGUUUCUUAUCAAGGUGGUUUUGUCCUUCCAACAAAGCCUCGUCUGGAUGUGUAGGGUUGCUCUUUCUGAAGAAGAAUCACAAUCACAAGUGUGUCACCAGGCUUUCCUCUUACAAUUACCAGCUACAUUGAAGCUUCGAUGAAACCAUAGCAGGGAUACUUUUCAGGAAGAGAUCAGCAUCAAUUUUUUUAAGACCAUGAAAGAUUUAUUGCUUGAUUUUCUUCUGCACAAAGGUCGAGGAUGAGUGAGUCAUGAAGGGUGCGCUGCGACUUUGGGAACAACAUUCACCGGCCUUAGGUGUUCUACACAACAUUGCUCAAAUAUGGAUUGAAAGGGUUGACGUUGUAUCUGGUGACACCGACACACUGUCACUAUCAAGUUCGACUUGCAGCAAUCAGCAAUCAGCAAUCUUGGUUUACCAGCUCUGGAGAGAUCUUUUGCAACACGCUCCAUAGGAGGAACUUCCUCUUGAAAUGGCGCAUGCUGUGUAGCCAUCGAGUCUGGUGUUCGGGUGCUACUUCUGCGCCAUUUGGAUGGUUUGAAUCCGAUUUCAUCGAUAAACAGGUUGUAAAGAUAGUGCAGGUCUCCCUACCUCUUGAAUUAUGUGGGCAUCUUGACCCUAAUUAGUAUGGAAAUUCUCUGAGUUUUCUUACUGACUGAUUGAAUAACUGUAUUGAAGCAAGAUGGGACCUUUUUGGUCGAUCUAUUUUAGGUUCAGUAAUGUGGUUAAUUAGUA